Molecule: messenger RNA, 486 nt
Organism: Penicillium salamii
Lineage: Eukaryota; Fungi; Ascomycota; Eurotiomycetes; Eurotiales; Aspergillaceae
Source: the annotation of a GenBank genome assembly
AUGUCAUCCGAAACAUACAAGCCUCAUCACCAACGAUCCACGACCCUUCCAGACUCAGGCACAUUCAAAGAAACCGCAGCUCCACCCCCCCGUCGACCAGCAACAAUCGAGAAUGCCCCCAGAGACGACUGUACACUAGAAGUCAGUGACAAGGACUGUAAACUUGAGUUCAGCGAUCGACAGUGCAAUCUCGAGUUGAACCAAUUCGUCGACGACAAGCAGACCCACAAGCAGGCCGAAGCUGGCAUUGACAGUCAGGCAGAUGAGAGCGGACGGCAGUCUACCGUGGACGGAAAGCGAGACAUUGAGUCGGAUUCUGUGUCAGGGACAGUCAAGCGCCGGACAUCAAAUCGACGACAGUGGAUUAUUGCGGGCUCGGUCAUUGGGGUUAUUGUUGUACUUGUUGUUAUCAUUGUUCCUUCAGCGAUUUUCGGUACCCGACAUGCCAAAGCUCAAAAUAACUUGCCCCAGGAACCUUCCCCAUGA